Geodia barretti is the source of this 430-nucleotide messenger RNA. NCBI's taxonomy places the organism in Eukaryota, Metazoa, Porifera, Demospongiae, Tetractinellida, Geodiidae. The record is from the annotation of a GenBank genome assembly.
GGCAUACAGUCACUGGAGGAAUAUGUGAGUCUUGUGGUACUGGUGGAUGUUUGAAGUGGUAGACCAGAGCACCAACGAUGACAGUGGUGGUUAUGAUAACCAGUAGCAGGAGAACCGGGACUGCAACAGCCACUCCAAUGACCCAGGAAUCUGGACCAGAGCUGUCACUAGACUCUCGGUUUAGACCAGCUUUGAGAGACAGGGAUGAGAUGGAGGGAGAAAUCCAGAAUAAUGUUAUUAUUAUGAUUUUUGACACACAUGAAUGCAACACUAUGGUUCGUGCUAUAAUAACUGCCUAAAGAGAGAGCUAUAGGUACAUGAAUGCUGGUUCAGAAGUUCUAACCAAUGGGAUUAUUACCUGGGCCAGCUAUUGCCCACUUAUUGCAUACUAGAGGCAUGAACAAUUGUCUAAAACGUAGCCAUCUCAUGA